Molecule: messenger RNA, 642 nt
Organism: Raphanus sativus (radish)
Lineage: Eukaryota; Viridiplantae; Streptophyta; Magnoliopsida; Brassicales; Brassicaceae
Product: protein CHLOROPLAST VESICULATION
Exons: 2
Coding region: 83-529 (148 amino acids)
Source: RefSeq, a predicted model, not a curated record
UCUACUAAAUUUAUAUAAUAUACGAGGAAGAGGGGGCAUUUGGCGAACUCGAAAGGGGAAACCGAAAAACAGGGGAAAAACAAUGGCAGGGAGAAUAAGCUGCUGUCUGAAUCUUCCUCUCCUAGAUUCUAACUCCGCGCAAUCAUCUUCUCAACGACUUAAGACAACGUCACGGAUCUCUCGGAGGAGAACAGAGGAUGAAACCGAGCCACGGAAGAACAAGUGUUCCCUUCCCAUGGCCUUGGCAGCGACUGUUGUGAUCGGCGCUGUUCAGAUCACUAACGUGCCGUUGGUGGAAGCGGCAGUUGUAAAACCGACGGUGAUCAAAGAGACGGCGCCCCGGAGGUGGAGUGACAAGAGGGCUUGUCCGCCUUGGCUUCAGAACUCACUCGAGACAAUCGUACCGGAGAAUCUUCCUCGUCCGUCGAGUCAUCGGCGUUUGGAGUUAGCCGGACUUGGUAAGCGUGACGCGCCGCCGGUCGGUGCGGUGGUGACACGCGUCAGUAAGGCCGCUUGUUUCUCCAUGUAAAUUGGAAAGUUUAUUACGUGUACGAAAAGAUGUUAGGCACGUGUAGAAGUUAGUUAGAUACAAACUGUAAUACACACGUAAACUUUCGUCAAUAAAUAAAAGUCUUAUUUGCA